AAAAAGGGCGUUAAUGCGCAAGCGCGCACACAGAAGCGCACACACACGCUGGGCUUCGAUCCGUGCGCAAUAAAAGGGUUCACAAUUUCUUUCCCAACCGGGACCAUGUUACGGCAAAGAGAGCGGAUUAACCAGACGAGCUGAGAACCAUCGGGAAUGAGGCUGUGAACCCAUAGACGCCCAUGUGGACUGCAAUAUGAAGACAUUAACUUAAACCAGAGGUCUGCCGGAAAUGAAUUCUCAUUUCUGUGACUUCAUGAUGGAUUACCUGUGACUCUUGGCUGGAAAUACAAUCAAUACCUAAAAAAGAACCAAACGGACUAUUCAUUCCUGCCAUAUUACUUGUCAAUCGACACUAGUUUUGGAUUGUAAACAAGAUUCAUUUUAUAACCCCUUCAACUCCUCUGGCUGGUUCAGUGGGAAAGUAGACAAUCAAAAGCAAGUUCUGGGGUAAUCAUGUUAAAGUCUGAAGUAACCAUCUUGCACUGAUUUCUUCACUUUUCAUCUGGCCUAACCAUGCUGCUGAAGAAAAAGUUGUGCAUCGUUGCCUUGUUCGGAGGUAUCCUGUUUUUUAUGAUCGCCUCUCACACCAUUCAUAAGAACAGCUUCGACAUGGACACGGCUGCUCACAGUAGCGCCAGGACUUUAACUGAGAUUGGUAAACGUCGCUCGUGUAGCUGCUCAAAUUGUAUCAAAGACCUAGGCGUUUCACCGUGGUUCGAUCAGCGUUUUGACUAUAAGCAGCAACCGUACCUUAGUGAUCGUGAAAAUCAAAUAGACCCAGUGUCAUUAAAGUGGUGGCAGGGCUUGCAGAGUUCAGCAAAUAUUUCCUUCAAUGAAACAAUCAAGAAGAUGUUUACAGUGAUUUCUCCUCCUGUGAAAAAAAGUCAUUCAAGACAGUGUCAGAAAUGUGCUGUGGUUGGAAAUUCAGGAAAUCUGCUGCAGUCCAAGUAUGGAGCUUUAAUAGACUCCCAUUCCACUGUCUUUCGGAUGAAUAAAGCUGUGACUUUGGGUUUUGAGCAAUAUGUUGGGAACAAGACCACUCACCACAUCAUGUACCCUGAGAGUGCUGUGGAUCUGGCCCCUGGUGUCCAUCUUGUCCUGCUGCCAUUUAAAUCGAGAGAUCUUGAGUGGCUGACCAGUGCCCUUUCAACUGGCAAAAUCAAAACGACCUACAUGAGAGUAAAAGAACUUGUGCAAGCAGAUAAAGAUAAGGUGAUGGUGGUGAACCCAAGCUUCUUUAAGUACACUCAUGACCGCUGGACAGAGCAAAAUGGCAGAUACCCCUCUACUGGCAUGCUGGCUAUUGUGUUUGCUCUACACCUCUGUGAUGAGGUGUCAGUGUUUGGUUAUGGGGCAGACUCACAGGGUAAUUGGCAUCACUACUGGGAAGAGAACAAGCAUGCAGGAGCCUUCCGCAAGACAGGGGUGCACAGCGCGGAUUUUGAACGAGAGAUCAUUCUGAAAUUACAUUCAGAAGGCAAAAUUAAACUCUACCCAAAGGAGCAAAGAAAGUCUCCUAAUGAUGUUAAUGAAUGAAUCAUGGCAACAUGUGCAUAUGACAUUGACAGAGCCAAAGAAGAGCUACAAACAGCUGUGAUCCACCCAGCUAGUGAGCAAUGCUGAACCAAACCAACUGACUAACAUGCUGUAUUCUUUCCAGACCAAACAAUCUUUUAUUAUUAUUAUUAUUAUUAUUAUUAUUAUUAUUAUUAUUAUUAUUAUUAUUAUUAUUAUUAUUAUUUAAAAGCCAUGUUGUACAUGUUUUGUGUUUUAUGCUGAACCAGUUCUCGUGAAGAUGCAGAAGAAAAUACAAACGCAUCUAUUGGGAGCAGCUUAAGGCUGAUUUGUACAACACUGUGCUACAACUGACAGCCGUAUAGACACUGGAGAUUUUAGACUAGUACAUCCUUAGUCUCCUUAAUGUACAUUGCAAUGACCAAACCCAUGGUAAACCCAUCGAUCACGUCCAAUACAACAAUUCUACUGCAGCUGACAGCAAUAUGUAGUUUGUAUUGGAGCAUAUGGAAAAUGGCAUUUUAUAGGUAUUGUUUUUUAGAACUGUAAUACGGUAUGAAUAUGCAUAUGGAUUUUACCAUAACAAUUAAGGAGACAGAACUACCAACAGUUAUUGAAAGGAAAAAGGCCAGCCUUUGUAGCUACGAUUGAAUAAGUUUUCACACUUCCACAUAACUCCUCUUGUUGGAACCAAGGGGGUGAAUAUUUAUGCAAUGUUGCUCUCAGCAUUGGAAAUCUGUGCCUUUUCCACAGCAGCACUGACCAAACAUAGAUAACACUUUAGUCAGUUUCCUCACUGAUAAUUUAACACUUCUUGCUUUUGUUAGUAAUAAGUGGGGUGCCUGAUUUUAAUCAUAGGCAUGAUGGGCAGUAUUGAAACAGUGGUGCUCAGUGUCAUCGUAUUAUUAAUGUAAUGAGUUUAAAUUGACCUGGAAAAUAUCAUUUUUAGUUUCAUGUCAGUAUUUCUGGCCAAGUUUCUUUGGUUAUAUGCCUGUGGUUUCAUUUGUUCUUUUAUGUUUAUUAAUGUAUUGUGUUUUUUCUUAUAGACUGUUGCCCUGUGUCAAAUAAGUGUUAUUCCUGUGGUCUGAGACGCAAAGUCUGCAUUGAGCACAAAUUCACUUAAAAGAUAAUCAUUCCAUUGAGCUGGAAAGAACAUAUAAAGAGAUGCCCUCUCUGAUUCUGUACACGCAUGAAAAUAAUUCAGUGAACAUUAAUGGUUUCAUUGUAUUAAUUUUUUUUUAAAUUAUAUAUUCAAAAUGAGAAACAACAAAUGGUUGAAAUUGUUUUUUAUUUCAGUUGAACUUCAUCAUAGAUUUGAAGCAAAGAUGAACAUUAUUUUCAGUUGUUAUGUCUGUUUAUUGGCAUCACAAACAUUAGCCACAGGCCUUACCUUGUACUCAAGUGUGCAAGUAGAAAAAUAAAGAAGUAAAUCACA
Molecule: messenger RNA, 2953 nt
Organism: Tachysurus fulvidraco (yellow catfish)
Lineage: Eukaryota; Metazoa; Chordata; Actinopteri; Siluriformes; Bagridae
Gene: st3gal8
Product: ST3 beta-galactoside alpha-2,3-sialyltransferase 8
Exons: 7
Coding region: 517-1539 (340 amino acids)
Molecular function (GO): beta-galactoside (CMP) alpha-2,3-sialyltransferase activity
Source: RefSeq, a predicted model, not a curated record